Messenger RNA from Xenia sp. Carnegie-2017, 642 nucleotides. RefSeq names its product ficolin-1-like. Lineage: Eukaryota; Metazoa; Cnidaria; Anthozoa; Malacalcyonacea; Xeniidae. The transcript has 4 exons. Bases 1 to 642 code for a protein of 213 amino acids. The record is from RefSeq and is a predicted model, not a curated record.
AUGAAUGGAACAUUGAACUGCACGUGUAUGAAAGGAUACCCAGGAGAAUGUAACUCUUGCCAAGCAAAAAGUUGCUCAUGGCUUUACAAGAAAGGUAAAAGAAAAAGCGGAAUCUGCAACAUUGAUCCGGACAAUCAAGGCAGUUUUAAUGUAUGGUGUGACAUGAACACAUCUGGAGGUGGCUGGACCGUGUUUCAACGUCGUCUUGAUGGUAGUGUUGAUUUCUACAGAGGAUGGCAAGAUUACAAAAAUGGCUUUGGAAAUCUAACAUCAGAGUUUUGGCUUGGAUUAGAUAAAAUAAACAGACUUACAUCUAGAAAACACAAAAAACUCCGGGUUGACAUGGAAGACUUUAAAGGAAACACAGCAUACGCCGAAUAUGACUUCUUUUCUGUUGCAAGUGAAAGGCAGAAAUACAAGUUGGACCUUGGAACAUAUUCAGGAACUGCCGGUGAUUCGUUGAGCUACCACAAAGGAAUGGAAUUUUCAACAAAAGACUCUGACAACGAUAAAUACUCUGGAGACUGUGCAAGUAUAUAUGAUGGAGCAUGGUGGUAUAAAAGAUGUCGUUUUUGUAAUUUAAACGGGAUCUAUUAUCAUAGUCUACAGUCCUCUCGUGGUUAUUGCAUCAAACUGUCUUGA